CGAUCUCGGUCUGCCGAAGCUGAGCUGUGUGUGGACGAUCAUGGCGGAGCGCAGGAGGCACAAAAAACGGAUCCAGGAGUUGAGCGAGCCCACCAAGGAGGAGAAGGCGGUGGCCAAGUACCUGCGCUUCAACUGUCCCACCAAGUCCACCAACAUGAUGGGCCACCGAGUGGACUACUUCACCGCGUCCAAGGCGGUAGACUGUAUACUGGACUCCAAGUGGGCCAAGGUCAAGAAGGGCGAGGAGGCGGUCUUCACCACCCGAGACUCGGUGCUCGUCUACUGCAACAGACUCCUCAAGAAGCAGUUUUUCAACCGAGCCCUCAAAGUGAUGAAGAAGAAGUCGGAGAAGGACCCCAAGAAGGACAAGAAGUCCAAAGGCGACAGCGGCAAGGAGGAGGACAAGAAGGGGAAGAAGGACAAGAAGAAGGAGGCGGCAGACGCUGGUGAAGCUAAGAAGGACAAAGGCGACGACAGCCCCAAGAAGAAGAAGGAGGUGAAGAAGAAGUUCAAACUGGAGCUGCACGAGGACCAGCUCUUCCUCGACGGAAACGAGGUGUACGUGUGGAUUUACGACCCUGUCCACUUCAAGACAUUCGCCAUGGGGCUGAUCCUGGUGAUCGCCGUGAUCGCCGCCACGCUUUUCCCGCUGUGGCCUGCGGAGAUGCGCGUGGGUGUCUACUACAUGAGCGUGACCGCCGGCUGCUUCGUGGCCAGCAUUCUGCUCCUCGCCGUCGCUCGCUGCAUCCUGUUCCUGUUCAUCUGGCUGGUGACGGCCGGGCGUCACCACUUCUGGCUCCUUCCCAACCUGACGGCCGACGUGGGCUUCAUCGACUCCUUCCGCCCGCUGUACACGCACAAGUACAAAGGCCCGCGAAGAGGAGGCGGCAAGAAGGCCAAAGACGACAAGGACGGCGGCGGAGGCGAGGCCCGCAAGUCGGACAGCGACGACAACAAGUCGGACAGCGAGAAGAAGGACGAGGAGGAGGAGGACGACGACGAGGACGACAAGGAGCGCAAAAGCGGCGAGGAAGAGGAAGGGCGGCGCUCGGACACGGACAGCGAGCGCAGGGAGGAGGACGGCUCGCAGCACAGCAACGGCAACGACUUUGAGAUGAUCACCAGGGAGGAACUGGACCAGCACACGGAAGAAGAUGAAGGCGAAGAAGAAGCGGGGAAAGAGGAGCGGAAAGACGCUCAAGUCCCCGCGGCUCAAUCAUAAACUCCCCCUCCCCCCAAAAAAUAAUCCCGUCGCGCUCGACUGACUUCCUGCCCCACACGGGCUCAUCUUGCCAUCCUGUUCUUGUGUCAUUUCAAUUUUCAGCACGUUCAAAAGUGGAAACUUUUCAUGGGAAUUAAUUGAGAAUAAAGUAGGAAUUUACUAAAUUGAAGGUUGCCUAGUCGUAACCCUUUAACAACCAAUCCAAAAAAAGUUUGCAUUUUAUAUUUCCUUAGGGCAGAUAGAGCAAACAUAAAUAGUUUUUAAAACAUGAGCAUCUACCAAAUGGUUGAGAUCUUAGAGUUAAAAAAAAUAAUAAUAAUGAUAAAAUCAUGAGAAAAGUUGUUUUUGUAAAGAAAUAGACCGCGCAAAGGUUUGGGGCACAUUGGAUUCACAGUUAACAAAAUUUUAGUUGGGACUGAGCUUUAGAUACACCGGCGCUCGAAUGAAGUGGGGAAAAAGCAAUUAAGCUACUGUAAUGCGCUGGGCAAGGAGAGCUCUCGAUUUGAGAUGUCUGCUUAUGACAAAAAAAAUCUAUUCGUGCUUGAAUGUGUUACUUUUUCAUUUAAUUUCCCUCAAUUCCCAUGGAAAGUUUAGAAUUUGGAAUACUGUAUUUCCAGAAUUUCCUCUUAUCUUCCCCUGGAAAUUUACCGGAAUCUCACCUGGCCCCCCCAAAAAAACACGGGACAUUUCACACAGCAAGGUCCAACGGUCUCUUGUCCCGCUUUUCUUUUUGGGUGUCAUCACAGCACACACCUUGAGGGACCAAACUCUUUUUUUUUUUUUUUUUUUUUUUUAAGGAACCUAAAAAGGCAAGCAGGGAGUUGAACUUGUCUUGUAAGGUGAACUUGAUUUUUUUUUUUUUCUUUGUGUAGGUGCGGGGUUCCCAAAAACAAAGUACAGUUUCAAAGUAAAAGUCCAGAUAAAAAAUUUAAAAAAGGUGCCAAACAACGCCGGGGGGGUGUGAUGUCGGCCAAUCUGAAAACGAUUCACGUCGCCCAACAAACGAGCACAGUGUGGAAGUGUUGAGGAGGAUCACAUUUGAAAAUGGAUCAUUUGUAUUUGACUAAGGAGCAGUUGGGGCACACUCAAAAGAAUAAAAUUACACCACAAAAAAGCAUUUUGUGGAUGAGUGGAGUCAUAAUCUUAUGAGAAUAAUGUCUUUUUUUAGAUGAACAAAUUCUCAUCUCUAAAAAGAUAAUUUCACUUUUGUUUUUUUUUUCAGGAUAGAGCCUAAUCUUGCAAGAAUAAAUUUGGAAUAUUACAGGAAUUACGUUGUAAUUUUCCAAGAAACAAAGUCUGAAUAUUAGGAAUAUUGGGAGAAUAAAGUCGUAUUUUUACAAGCACAGUGAAGCAUGUCAGGAGUUUGAAUGAGUUGUGUAAAAUAGCUCUUUCUCAUAAUAGCAUUCUUAAAAAAAAAUUAAAAUAAAUAGUAUUAUCAUAAUAGAAAUAUUUAGUUGUCACAUUACAAGAAUGGUUACUUUUUUUUUUUCUUUUUUUUUGAGGGGAAAAGUUGCAAUAUUACAAGAACAACCUGACUGCUCACAAGAAUUCCUGAAUAAACCACUGAGCAAUAAAUAGGGAGACACCAUGCCUAAAAUUUAUAAUUGAAGAAAGAAGCCUUUUGGAUUAAAGGUGAAACGUCUUCGACAAAUAAGAAUAAUCCAGUUGCCUUGAUUCAAUUUUAGCGGAUUAUUGAAGAAAAUUACGACCAUAAACGUCAAACUUUAGGAUUUAAAUCGCCGGGGGCGGGGGGUCAAAAAAUACUUUAUUCUCGUAAAAUUACCACCCUGAAAAAUUACAGUCGUAAUAUUAUAUAAGAAUAGUAAUUGUUAAAUUGUACCUUUAAAGAUUAUUUUACUAUAAGAAUCUCAAAAUUUGAAAUAUUAUAUCUUUUUGAAACUUUAUUUUUGUAAAAUUUUGACUAUUGUCUCACAAAAAUAUGAUUGUCUCAAUAUUACGAUUAUUCCAAAAAGUACUUUCAUUAAAAAUGACUUCAUUCACGGUCAUUUUUUGAGACAGUUGUAAUACGGAAAAAAAAAAUACAAACUAUCCUAGGCUUUUUCUUGCUUAAAUAUGACUGGUCUCGUAAUGUUUUCUUCGCAGACAUUUUUUUUUUUUCAAUAUCAUACAAAUUUGAAACUUUCUUUUCCUUGAGAAAUUUUUCGAAGUCCGAAGAAUGAACCUCUACUGUUGUGUUGGUGUUAUUCAGCGUGUCCCUCCUACUUCUUGGUAAUAUUCGGAUCUAUGAGCUAUAAUUAUGCAUACCAUGUUUGCAGUCCAUGUAACUGCCUCUUUGCGUCUUCUCUAUUAUUAGGAGGUGUUAAAUAUAUAUAAAUAUACAUCUUUAUUCCCUGUCCUGCUGCCAAGUUUGUUUGGUUUUUAUACUUGUUACAAUAACAGUAGAAAUGUAUCCAUUUUUCUUUCAGCCCCUUUAAUUUAUUCAAUUUUUUUUUUUGUUCUUACCAGUUUCUGUUCUUGUAGUCCUCAUUUGUGUUGAUUCUUGUGUCUCUCUCUCUCUCCACUUGCUUCCGUACAAUGUAGUAUGAUAUUAUUAUAUGACAUUCUAUUAAAAGGACUCUCUUCAUCGCACAGUGGGCGGGUUGGGGGUGAAAAGUUGUAGAUGUCAAUGUUCUCUUUUGUCCUCUUUGACUGCCUAUAGUUGUUCACAUUAGAUUAUCAUGCAAUAUUGGAAUAUAAUUUAAUAAAAAAAAAAAAAAAAAAAGAAUAAUGGAUGUCUGGAAAUAUUGCAGUAAAAACAUUAAGCACCAA
Phycodurus eques (leafy seadragon) is the source of this 3991-nucleotide messenger RNA. It is a transcript of the gene sec62, whose product is annotated as SEC62 homolog, preprotein translocation factor. The coding region runs from base 41 to 1222 and encodes 393 amino acids. Gene Ontology annotation, cellular component: endoplasmic reticulum membrane; endoplasmic reticulum. NCBI's taxonomy places the organism in Eukaryota, Metazoa, Chordata, Actinopteri, Syngnathiformes, Syngnathidae. The record is from RefSeq and is a predicted model, not a curated record. The transcript is spliced from 8 exons. Gene Ontology annotation, biological process: post-translational protein targeting to membrane, translocation.